This is a messenger RNA of Amoebophrya sp. A120, 9390 nucleotides long. Lineage: Eukaryota; Dinophyceae; Syndiniales; Amoebophryaceae. The record is from the annotation of a GenBank genome assembly.
GACAAGGCCACCGUAGCUUCACUUUUGAUACUCUGCUCGCCUCCAUUUCUACGACUCUAUUUCAGUCUUCUAACUAAGAAAGUAGACAGGGCAUCAACUUAAUGAACCAUAAUAGCGUAUUAAAAAAGUUAUACUGGGUAGUACGUUGUUCUUUAUUUUGCCAAUAAGCGUAUACAAUAUCGUUAUCGAAGAAAAAGAGGUCCAGGCUACGUGUAACAGAAGCAAAAUUUCAUGCCGACUUCGGCGCUCCUUGCGACGCGUCAGUAUCAAGCCGCUCUCUGCGUCGCAGCUCCCAGUCGUCCGCGUACCAGGCACUGCUGCCCAACAUCAGCCGGGGAUCAUGCGGGCGAAGAGUAACUGUCCAGCUGCAACCGGUGAGUUGGGCAGGCAAAGCGGGUUGGUGACUCGUCGAUAGUGUGGUCGUCGACGAGUGCGCCAGCACUUGUGGGAAACAAGAACGACCUUCCGUGGGCGCUGGCGUCAACCGCCCCCCAAGUAGAAAAACAUGAACUACAGUUCGGCGAACGCAGCCCGGGGCGCCGGGGGCCACGCCAGCGCUGCCGUGAACCGGACGAGGCAACUGUUCAGGUCCGGUGAUUAUGGAUUGCAAAAAUGUCUGGGUCUGGAAGAAUGCAAGUUUGUCAUGCUUGUCUGGCAUGACUCGAGAAUCUGUGUUGCAUAGGCACGCAAAGGCCCUCUUGCCUGUUAUACAAAAACGCAGUUUGCCAUGCGGAAUACGUAGGAGAUGGCAGCCAAAAAAUUUGUCAUGUCUAGCUCCGUAUUGUAGUGCAUCUAUAAUUCACUUUUAGCAUUACAACUUUCCAGACCCAGACAUAUUUGCAAUGCAUAGUGAUCCCAUGAACAAACGCGAUGCGGAAAACGUGUGGGCAAGCUUGAAUAUCCACAGGAAAUUUCCCGUACACGACGUACAAAUGCAGUCUCUGCAUGACAAAACUUGCCUUCAAUCCUGGUGCAGCAUGACAAGUUGGACUCUGCAAGGUACUAGCGAAAUUCGUCAUGCAUUGUGUACAUGUACAGAAAAUUUACAUUGCAUAUUGAAAGCAGCAAUACACCAGAUCCACCAGCACAACGCGUCUACCUUGAGUUUUGAGGAACUCUACAGGUACUGUUUAGAUCAUUUACAUCGCCGCAGCUAUGACAGCUUGUUUUGUUCCACCCCCCCGUAGUUUGCUUUAUAAUUUCUUUGCAUUUUUGAUAUAACAUGCACAUGCUGUAGAAGUCCGUGUGCUGCAGCGAGAUAGAUUGCAUUUUACGUCAUCGUCGACUUGCAAGUAUUAUACGUACAAAAAUCACCCUGCUACGACCUCAGGAACGCCUACAACCUCGUGCUCCAUAAGCAUGGCGAGUUGCUUAUGGAAGCGUCAGGAUCGAAAUCGACAAAGUCGAAAUAAUCUGUCAUGCAGAAGAUGCGACACAAAAAGUGACUCUAUUGCAUGGGACGCAAAGGAGGCAGAUUGUUAUUGUAAUCCUGCUAAGGGUCACGAAUCGGGUUGGUGGCUAGCAUGGCGGAGGGGAGCUCUUUUGCCCUAAACCGCAUGACAGCUUCGCUUCCAGGACGUGGCAAAUUUGUCAUGCGCCGACUACAAACUGUGGGUCUAACGGGCAUCGAUUUUGUGCAUCACAAGUUUUUCGAUUUUGUCGAUUUCGGUCCUGACACUCCCAUAUUGCUGUACAACGGCGUGGAAGAGGUAAUACGGGAUCACUUACAGGAAACGAGCGGGAAUGUGAUAUGCAAUGCAAAAGCAUCGUGCUUACUAGUAUAAAUGGCAUGACAAAUUCUCUCAGCAUGAAAAAUGGAAUUUGUAAUGCGGAUUUUGGUUAAGAGGGAGAUUUGUAAUGCUUGACUGCGAUUACAACUACGAGUGCGAUACUUUUUCACAGGAUAUGUGACGAACGCAACAAACGAGAAUUUGUUGGAGACCAUCAAACUGCAAUGGGACGACCACAAGACGACCAUGGUAAUGAUCCGAGAUAUCCUGAUGUACAUGGACCGCAACUACGUCACCCAGCAGAAGAAAGUAUCCUGUGCAAAAAUGUCGUACUCGUACUAGUUAUGGCAGUCAUUGUGCAUGAAAAAGUAAAAGUUCAACUUCAAGAGGACCAAACUAUCUUUGUACACAUCAAGUAAAGCAAGCAUCACGCAUUCCAUUUUUUAGCUGAGUGACCAAAUUUGUGAUGCAAUUUGUACUACUUAGUACGUUGUUUUUGCAAUGGAUAAACAGUCCCGGUCUACGACGUUGGUUUAGUGCAGUUUCGACAUCAAAUUACCCACCACGAGAAGGUGAAAGAUCGGCUGCAAAAGAUCAUGCUGGACUGGAUCAAGGCAGAGCGGAACGGGGAAACGAUCGACAAAUUACUGCUCCGCCACAUGGUCUACAUGCUCGUCGAGUUAGGUGGUUCUGGCGGAAUCAUGGCUUUACUCCCGAAUCAGAAUAACAUGAACAGGAAUAUUAACAACAAUAAUAACUUCUCCCAGCCAUCUUCCGCGAACUCCAGUACGGCGAGCUUGACAGGUAUGGGUGGUAACAGCAGCGGUGGCGCGACUGGAGGCAUGAUGAAUGCUGGUGGAGGUGGAGGGGCUCCUGGCAACAGUUCUUUCUUCGGCGGUGGAACUACUACAUCAAACGGCAACUACAACAGUAACCAACUUAGUUUCGGCACCGGGGGGAGUUCCGGGGGGAGUAGUUCCAGCACGGCGCCGUGGCAAAGCAUCCAAAAUUCCUACAACGGGGCGCAAAUUUUUGUGUACCGGGAGUCUUUCGAGGAGCCGUUUUUGCAAGCCAGUCAGGAAUAUCAAAUGCAAAAAUGUCUGGGUCUGGAAGAUUGCGCGAUUUGUCAUGCAGCUUUUUCAUGACACAUGAGGUCUGGAAUGCAGGACCUAGCAUGACAGAUUCUGUGCGAUCUCUCUCAUGCCUAUCCUGCAUGAGAAACUCCCUCCCGACUUGGUCAAAACUGGACGACUUUUGGUAAUCAUGCAACACAGAUUUUUGCAUGCACAUGCUUCAGAUUUAGCAUGACAAGUUGCAUUCUUCCAGACCCAGACAUUUUUACAUUUGAUAAGGAAUUCUACCAGGCAGAGUCGAACAAGUACAUCAGUCAGAACACGUGUCAUAUCCAAUGCAAAUAUGCCUGGGUCUGGAAAGUUAGUUGUGAUGCAAGUCACCGAAUAAUGAGCCCAGUGUAAUGCGCCGCCAAGCAUGACAAGUUUUUCAUGGUUCUGUGUUGCGUAAUAUUCCGCAUGAGAAACUGAGUGCUUUUUGCAUGAAAAUCAAGAGGACCUCCUCUUGGUUGCCACGCAAUACAGAUCCCAGAGUCAUGCCAGACUAGCAUGACACGUCUCGCAAUCUCGUCCCAGACCCAGACGUGUUUGCAAUCCAUAUGUCAGGAUUACCUGAAAAAGGCGGAGGCGCGGAUUUUUAUCCACAGUAAAUUUCCCGUACACGUACAAAUGCAGUCACUGCAUGACAAAACUUGCCUUCAGUCCUAGUCUAGCAUGACAAAUUGGGCACUGCAAGUUAGCGAAAUUUGUCAUGCAUUUUGUACAUGUACAGGAAAUUUACAUUGCAUAAUUUUGGAGGAGAAGCACCGGGUACAUAGCUAUCUCCACGACUCCACGCUCGACAGGAUACAGCAUUUGAUGGACCAAGAGUGGAUCUUACGACACUACGAAACUCUAGUCAACAACGGCGCCAAGCAAAUGUUUUUGGAGGAUAAAGUCGACGAUUUGAAACGGAUGCACGACCUGUUCCAACGGUGUCCGGAAUGUUUAAAACCGCUGCACAACGUUUUGCGGGAGUGCAUCAAGGAAGCGGGAUUUGCUGUCUUGAACAACAGCAACUCUUCUGGGAAGAUGAAAAAUAAGGCCGCUGCUGGUGCAUCUGGAUCUGCUGCUGAGCAGCCCGAUCUACAGGACGGGAGUGCUGGGGAUAAUCUUCAAAAUCAAGCAGCUGGAUCAACAUCCUCCGCAACCGGAACAGCAGGAACAGAAACCAAUAAAUCCAGCACGAAAGACUAUCCCACGAAAAAACUGUUUCACUGUGAUGACUUUGCAGGAUCUGCAUUACAAGUUUGCCACACAUGACACUGAAAAUUUGUCAUGCGCGCUUCCCAAGGGAAAACACGCUUGAAAAUCCAAUGCCUUGCAGGUGUAGCAAGACAAAGAGUUCUGUGUUCUAUUUUCUGCAUCACAAGUUCACAGUGAAACAGUUUUUUCUUGCGAUAAAGACCAGCCGGUGCAGUUCAUCGAUAUGCAAUGCAAAAGCAUCUUACUAGUAUAAAUAGCAUCACAAAUUCCCUCAGCAUUAGAAAUGGAAUUUGUAAUGCUGUUUUGCCUUAGCAAAAAGAUUUGUCAUGCAUGUUUGCAAUUAGUACGAGUGCGAUGCUUUUGCAGUUCAUAAUCGAAGCGUUGCUCCAACUCCGGAACAAGUACAGCGUGUUUGUCCUAUGAAAGCCUGAGAAUGGAAAUCCUCAAAGUGGAAAUAAUUAUUUGUGAUGCAUGAAAUGCAAGGCAAAAAAGACUGUAUUGCAAAGGACACAAUGGAGGCCGACUAUUGUCCUGUUAGGGGUGAAGAAUUGGGCUGCUAAUUAGCGCGACAGAAGGGCACCUCUUUGCCUAACUAGCAUGACAGACACGUUUUGAGUGCCCGGGAAAUUUGUCAUGCGCCGACUACAAAUGACGCUUCAACUGGAGUCGUUUUUUUGCAUUACAAAUUACCAGCCAUGCUCCGGCUGCCGCCGGAGCGCAAGGCUGUUGGGCCGGGGCAAGACUGUUCGCUGAUCGGACCACAACGCCACGGGCCUGCGCACAAAGAAACAUACUGGAGUCCUGCCGCCUGGUUGCGCCGCGCCAACACGCAGCACCACUUGCGCGCCUCCCGCGCCUGCGGGCGCUCUGCGCAGGGAGCAGCUGCAAAGAACACCGGGGGCGAACAGAAGCCGCCCGGCGCGAGAGGGUAGCGCGAGAGGGUGGCGCGGGAGGGUGGCGCGAGAGGGUCGCGCGGGAGGGUGGCGCGAGAGGGUGGCGCGAGAGGGUGGCGCGAGAGGGUGGCGCGAGAGGGUGCGCGAGAGGGUGCGCGAGAGGGUGGCGCGGAAAGCAAGGCGCUGAACAAAACAAGGCCGCGACAUGCCUGCAAUGCCAAAUGUGGGGACUACCAUGCGGAUUCGCGCCCGCUUUUUUGUGUUUUUACCCUCUCGCAGACCCCUCGCAGGCCUUCUUUUUGGCCUCUUUUGGGGGUCCCCGCUAAUAGUCCGGCUAUACUCGUGGGCAGAGGUCGACAGAGGUGGCCGAGAGGUGGCCAAGAGGGCCCGCGAGAGGUCGCCCCUUAUUCGCGCCACCUCUCUCCACCUCUGUCGACCUCUCGCGCCCCCUCUUUUUGACCUCUCUGCACCCUCUCAGGCACUUAGGCGGCGCUUUAAGGUGAGCGCUUCGGCGGGCCUUAUUCGCGCACCCUCUCGCCGACCCUCUCGAACGGGGUCCCGCGCCACCUCUCCACCCCUAUCGACCUCUUUUCUACCUCUUUUGACCUCUUUUUUACCUCUCGGCCACCUCUUGUUUACCCUCUGUCUACCUCUUUUUUCGCAUGAAUAUAAUAUAUAGCAAUUUUCACUUUGAGGAUUUCCAACCUGAGGCUUUCAUAUGUCCGGGAGUCUUUUGGCAACAGCAAGGAGUUUUCGCUUUCCAUGAAAACCAGUUUUGAGGAAUGCUUAAACGUAGACAUAUCACAGGAAAACAGUGUAAAAGUUACACAUUUGCUGGAGUUUCUGCAUCACAAAGUCGCUCGACAUGGCAAAGAAAACCUGUGAUGCGCAGACUAUAAGGGAAAACACGAAUGAAAUGAGACUGGCAAGCAUUUCCUGCAUGACAGAGGUCGUCUGUCUUGCUUGUCUUCCAUGGGGGUGUGUAAGUGUAACACUUUUUUCUCAGGAUAGGACACGAAAACGGCCCAGUAUUUGUCGUUAUUUGUCGACGACUAUGAACUGCAAAAGUAUCGUACUCGUAUAAAUGCAUUACAAAUUUCCUCAGCAUGAGAGAUAAAAUUUGUAAUGCUGAUUUACCUUAAGAGCAAGAUUUGUAGUGCAUGAUUGCCAGCAUACGAGUACGAUACUUUUGCACAGGAUACCGACUUGAUCAAGAAGGGCGCGAAGUCAAGUUCCAUGACGACGGCGGACGUCGACAUCGAGACCAGACUUGACUACGCAUUGCAAACAUGUAGUCUGGGUCUGGGAAGAUGCGAACUUGUCAUGCUAAGUCUGGAUCGUACAAAAAUUGGUGUUGCAUGACUACCAGAAGCUCCUGUCCACUACUUUUUAACAAGUUUAGAGGCAGUUUGUCAUUCAGGAUAGGCAUGAUAGAGAAGUCCUCGCAGAACCUGCCAACAUGCUAGGCCCCGCAUUCCAAACCUCAUGGGGCAUGGAAAACAUGCAUAAGAAGUUUGCGCCACUCUUCCAGACCCAGACAUAUUUGCAAUCCAUAUGGACCAGGUGGUCACGAUAUUUCGCUAUUUGUCGGACAAGGAUAUUUUCGAGAGUUACUACAAGCAGUAUUUCGCGAAACGAUUGUUGGCCGGGAAAAACGCGGAUGAUACGGAGAAAUUAAUGAUCAGCAAGCUGAAAGGUAUGAAUAGUAGAAUAGAAGUCUCUAUUAUCUUUCUUGUUGCUUGCACCGACGAUCGACAUCACAGAUUUUUUACUUAAUCGCGCUCCUGCAUGACAAACACGUUUGAAAAAUCAUAUCACAGGCGAAUGCGGGCACCAGUACACGGCGAAGCUGGAGGGAAUGCUAAACGACAUGAAAGCCAGCGACGAACUGACGAAAAGCUUCCAUCAGCAGCACCCAAUCACCAAUCUCAACAACGUCGAAAUGCGACUGUCCGUACUUACCUCCGGCUAUUGGCCGGUCCCUGCGCCCGGGCCGUGCGAAAUUCCCAAAUCUCUGAAGAUAACGAUAGACACGUUUGAGCAAUUUUACGCACAAAAGCACCAGGGCAGGAGACUGACCUGGAAUUUCAAUUACGGCCAAGCGGAUGUCCGGGCAAGGAUGCCGAAAGGUAUAAAAUUGUACGUCGUCGUAGUACCUGCUACGCCGGUUGAUCUUGAUUUUCAGUAGUGAAGAUGUGGUUCUUGCGUGAGGACUUUUCGUCCAUUUUAGCUGAGUUCAUGCUACAAAUCCUUCACAACUUCAAAAGAAAAUUUGAAAUAUUCCAGGUUCUAAGCCCUACACGCUGCUGCUCUCCACCUACCAGAUGGUCCUGCUAUAUUGCUUUAACGAGCACGAGACACUGAGUUUUUCCGAGCUCCUAUGCAUUGCAAAGGUAUCUUCGUACCGAGUGGUAAGUGCAUGACAAUUUAGUUUCCCAAAAGAAAAAAACGAACUUUGUCAUGCAGUUGUGGGUUAGAUGAAGACUCCUGUCAUGCAGGACCACUGCAAUUACUACGCGUACGAUAUUUUUGCAUUCGAUAGCUCCUGCAGCAGACCAAAAUUCCCAUCGAGGAAAUGAAACGACACCUGUCCAUAUCAACUGUAAAAAUGUCUGGGUCUGGAAGAUUGCGAGAUUUGUCAUGCAUAUUUCGGAUCACGCAAAUGGCGUCAUCACAGGUUUUGAGCACGCCUCAUGAUGCCUCUCCCGCAUGAGAAACUUCCUACUUGCGUGCCAGGAAAUGGACAGCUUUUGGAGCAGCUCACGCAACACAAUUUCUUGUGUGUUCCAGAGUUUGCAUCACAAGUUCCAACCCUUCCAGACCCAGACAUUUUUACAUUUGAUAGUCCAGCCUGUACGGAAACAGCAAAGCGCGGAUUUUGUUGAAAACCUCGGGCGGCAACCCAAACGACUUUGACAAUCACGGCGGGGGGACUGCGAGUGGCGGCGGUGGCCGGAAGGACCAGGGAAAGGAGCCGCAGGAAGGUAAGACUUGUGUAUGCACUCUCCAUCACACUGGUGUAGUUCUCAAGACUUCGAGUACAAUGCGCGUUUCCGCAUGACAAACUCCUGCUUUCGAAAGAAACAAUUAUCUCCACAACAUCAUCAGGCGACACUUUCUGCGUGAACCCGGAUUUCGAAUCUAAAUUCUCCCGCGUCCGCGUUCCUCUGAUUAAGGAGCAGAUUGACCACCAACAAGCCCUUCUCCGCGGCUACGAGGGGGAGCAGCAUGCCUCGGAUAUGCCGGCCAGCGUGGAAGAGGACCGGAAACACUUGACCGAGGCGGUCAUCGUCAGGAUUAUGAAGUCGCGCAGAACUCUCUCCCACAACAACCUCAUCGCGGAGGCGACAAAGAUGCUGAGCAGCCGGUUCUAUGCAUUGCAAAUAUGUCUGGGUCUGGAAGGAUCCAAACUUCUCAUGCUGUCUUUGGAUUCUAAAAAAAUCUGUACUGCAUGACCACGAAGAGGAGCCCAGAUUGUGCUACGCGGAGAGGGCGUUUGUCAUGCAGAAUAGACAUCAGGAAGCCUUCCAAAAAUCUGUGAUGCUGUGCCAUGCACUGCAGGCCUCAUGGGUCAUACGGAACAUGCAUGACAAACAUGGCAAUCUUCCAGACGCAGACACAUUUGCAUUUGAUAGGUUCGUGCCAACCCCGGCGUUAAUCAAGCAGAGGAUCGAACGGCUGCUGGAGCGAGAGUAUCUCGAACGGUCAACGGAGGAUAGGGCAGUGUACAACUAUUUGGCGUAGGAAUACUAGUUGUGGCUGUGGGACUAGAACUUCACUGGGGCUAGGGGAAGACGCGCUAAAAGGUGGACGUAAUAGAUAACCAAGAAGAGCUCAUCUGCUACUGCUACAAUUAUUGUCAGCUCGACCUUAUCGUUAUCAGUUGUGACCGUGAGUUGUACACGUGUGAAGUAGAGCAGGAAGAGCUCCUACCUCUAAAAUAAGGACAUCAUCGCUUCCUAUCCCUUUUUGGCGACAAUCAAGCGACGCCAGCAUGGCCCCGUGCUCCUCCUGGCCAUAAGUUUUUUUCAAUCACCUUUUUUUUGAAAUCUAAUGACGUCAGUAGUUCUACAACUGCAAUUAGUCCUAGUAGCGACCGGCGACGUGAUGAAGUUUACUUAUAAGAUUUUCCAGCGACAAGCAGAUCGAUUUUGUUUUAACUAUUUCACUUUCAGCUUAUUCUCAAGAGGAUUAAACACAUUGUGAAAUCCGGACGAGCCUCUAGCACUUGUAGGCAAAAAUGUGAGGCGCUGUUUAAGCACUUGAAGUGUCAAGAUGAGAGCAUCAAGCAAGCUAAACGCUAUAAAAUUUAUUGUGUGCUGCUGUGAUAUAGAACCUGAGAAAUGCAUGCUGUAGAUGCUUGAAGCGACAACAAGACGACCUGUUCUACGGGAAGGUGUUGAUGUUCCGACGAGGCAAAAUUUGUCGGGAAAGAAGUGCAGCCUACCAGAC